GACAGCCUUCCCCAAGAUUGCAAUAUCCUACCGUAAUAUCUAAAAAUGUUUCAUGAUUGAUGAAACCCACAUCCAGAUGAAACCACAUAGUACAAACAUAUAAAAAGAAAUGUGAUCAUAAUUUACUCAUCCACAUGUCAUUCCAAACCCUUAUAAUUUAUUUUCUGUCAUGAAAACAGACACUUUGAAGAAUGUCUCGGUUGUAUUUGUCCAAGUAAUUACAAUGAAAGGAGGCAACAAAACACAAAAACACCAUAAAUGCAUCAUUAAAGUGACAUAAAAAGAGUCUGUGUUUCAUACACAAAUGUCUUCUGAAAAAUAAAGAUAAUUUUCCUUUUUAUUUUCCCCUGAGGAAAUAAAGUCAUAGGCAGGUUUGGAACAACACAAGGGUGAGUAAAUUAUGAAAAUGUUCAUUUUCUCUGAAGUGUGAACCGUGUAUCGCACACAAAUGAAACUAAACUAGUUUGCACAUGAAUGAUUCUGAUUAGAAUCAAAGUGCCUACUAUAAACAUAGAUCACUAUGUUAUUAACACAAAAGUCUCUUUAAAUUGAGUUUCUAUAGCCUACCAAUUAUGGCUAAACGAAGUCGAGCAAAAGAGUGAGUGCAAAAGUAGCCUCCACUCACCAGAGCUGGCUGAAGAGCUAAACGAAAAGCUAUAAUGAAGUAAUGUGUUCGCGCGCGUGUGCGUAAGCGUUAAAGCACCGCUAUUGGUCAGCUGAGCGCACGCACUAGAUUGCGGAGGCUCUGCGUUGCAUUGCCAGUGAAAGCAGCCUGCGCUAUGAUGAGACACGGAGGAGUAGCGUGACGUUCACUUCAACGGAGCACCUGAGCCGUACACGGGAUAUAAUAGGUUAUACUAUAUCUACGGUGGUCUGUAUUCGGAUAUGCUGUCUUAAAACGUAGUGGUGUCAUGGAUAUCAUCAUUUCUAGACGGUUCAAAAUCCUCAUGAAGGUUAAAGCCAAAAUCCUUCAGCCCAGCAGCAUCUUCACAACGCACGACAGCUGGAAUUGUGUGAUUCGUGACAUCGCAUCCGUAUGAGGAAAAUGACUGGCACACUGUAAAGAAGGAUUUCAAGAUUUUGACAUUCUAAAUGCCAUUCUUACCCACUACAGCAUCUGAUAUUAUUACCCCCAAGAAGAAUGCUGCAACAGAACAACAACAAUAACUGCUUGGAGAUGGCCCAUAGGGAGCUACUGCAUGAAUGCCGAAGAACCAAUGUCUCAUUCGCCAGUGCCCUUGAGUUUGGAGCCAUACCCCUGAUUAAAGGCCUGAGAGCAUGGGCUGUGAGUGGCGGCUACUCUAAAGCCAGAAGAAAGGCUGCUAAUGGAUCUCGGGCACAGGGCACAUGCCAACAGCCUCCUGAAAACAGGGUAGGGCAGAGAAGCUGGUCAGGUCAGGUCAGCAGUGGCUAUGGGCACACAUUAGAUAGCACAAUUAGUGCAACCAGAAUGCCAGGGGUCAGGCAAGGCGGUCUUGGCGCUCUUGUAACUGUGGCCACUUUGAAGGGCACUGAGGGGGGUGGUAGGCAGACUCAGACGCGCUGCCUCUUUCUCAAGGCCCAGGGAAGGGGCAGCUACAUCUGUGCUGUUGGAAACCGCGGGACUGGGACGAGAGUCACGGGUCCACGGACUCACGCUGUCAUUCUUGAAGGGACAAAGGAAGAGCAUAGAUGUUCCUCUAAAGGGCAGAAGGUGAGCCAGGAUGGGCCAGACGAUGGAGGAUUGUUCAAGGCCAAGCCCAGGGCCAUACGAAAAUGGAGGAAAUGCGGUAAAACAACAGAGAAAAGAACAGCGGCUCACGGCAAAGGGGAAAACGCCAGUCAAAAAAAUGCAGUGAUUUCAGACGUGCAGCCACUUAAUGUAACACCAGAUAACACAAUAACACAAGACCAGACGGGUAGCUAUCCAAGUCAGGACGACUUGAAGUUGAAGGGCAAAGACAAAAGGGCUCAUUCCCCCAUAUUAGUGAAAGCUGUCACAUCCGAGAGCACAGAUCCACAAACCUGCUGCUCUUCUGCCAAACCAGGUGAGCAGGCCGAAGAUGAGAUGAGCAAUCAAUCCGAUAACUGUUCUAAAGAAGAAUCAAGUUGUGCCAAUGCACAAGGUGACACCGAGGUCAGUAAAUGUGACCUUGACGCAAAUGAUCGCCAGAACAUUGUUGCUGAUGUGCCAAACCUAGGGUCAUCUGUAGCAUCUGAGACUCACUCUGAUAGUCUAGGAAUCAAAUUGACCACAACAAACUGUAAUACUGAGCCAAGCAUAGAUCAUUCUCCCAUGAUAACUCCCUCUGAAGUCCCUGUCAGCAUUCAGAAGAAUCAAGAAUCCAGGCCAGACGAGCGCCUACUGGACCGCGAGAAUCUACACUCGGUGGAGCCUGGCGAUCUUGCAACACAGAGAGAUGGGACUCCAGACACAAAGAAUACAGUUGUGCCUGAGGGCCGCACUCCAGGGGGUGCUGAAUGUAGCACUACAGAAAAGAAAAGGAGGCCGUCCAUGUGCUCACCUCAGCAUUGGGAGGAAUUAAUCACAGAGCAUGGAGAACUUGAAGUACAGCAGUCUGACAAAUCCUCUUCACAAGGCUUUAGUACACCAACAGCCAAUAUAACUGUAUCCACUAUUCACUCCCUGCCUAAUCCUGCCCCUACCACCACCGCAGCCAUAGCAACAGCCAUCCCAGCAUUAAGCAAGGGGGAGGCGGGGGCUAGAGGUGGAGACUUGCUGCCUCUGGUGAACUCAGAGUUGCUAUCAGAGCUGGCAAGAGUUGACGACAAGGACAAGGUGGCCACUGACGAGGGGUCUCUUGAUGUGGGCGAGGAGGAGGAGGAUGAGUUUGGGGCUUUCAUGCAGGCAGGUGGAGAGCAGCUGUGGACGGAUGGGUUCAAUGAGGUCCAACAGUUGGCUGAGGAUUACAACUGUGAGGACUCGUACCUCAGUGUUCCACAUCGCAAGUCUAAUGCUGUACCAGAGGAACACACAAGUUCUGCUGAUGCAAAUGAACCUGCAUCCUGGGCAUCUGAUUGGACUGCAGUCCAGUCAUUCCAGCAGUCAGAGAGCACAUGGACUGCCUUCAGCCAGGAGACUGUGGAGCUGAAGAUAGUGCCUGGUGGCCAGUGGUGGCCUUCUACCGAAAAGCCAAACCUUCCUCUCUCUCCUCUCCAUAAUGUGUCAAAUGUGUUUCUAGAGGCCUUUCCCUCAGAAAAGUCCCCCUGUGAAGAUCCUGAAUACAUUCCUAGUCUGAAGCAGCUUCUGCAAGGACCAGCUGAAAACAGCAAUACAGGGGAGCACAAGGAGCAGAGCUUACUUGAUGGCCUCCAGGAUCUGGACCGGAUGAUUGGUGUGAAAUAUAAAAGGGCGGAGUCUCCGUCCUGUAAACUUCUCCUUCGGUCACUGCAUUUGGAACGUCCCAGCUCUGAAUGUGCAACAGUUCGACUGAAGACCAGUGCCAGAUUUUCUCCAAAUCUCCCAACGUCCAACCAGCAAUUAGCUGCAAAUGCUAAGAGAAGACUGUCAUAUGACUUCAACAGAAAUAUCAUGACCUAGUCUCUAUAUCUGCUGAACCUCUUUGACCUAUGCUUCCUUGAAAACAGGAAAUAGAGGACAGAGGAAAAAUACAUGCUGAAAAACUGAAUAACUGAGUUUCCAUAGAUUGACUUCUAUUCGAGGUUUAUUUAAAGUGUAUUUCUUCUUUCAGUGUCUGUUCUCACUCAGUGUCUGGUAGAUUCUGUUUCUCAUUCAGCUGUGUAUCAAGACACACUAGACCUAUGUUCAACCAAAUAUGUGACCCUGGACCACAAAACCAGUCUUAAGUGUCAAUUUUUCGAAAUUGAGAUUUUAUGCAUCAUCUGAAAGCAGAAUAAAUAAGCUUUCCAUUGAUGUAUGGUUUGUUUGGAUCGCACAAUAUUUACCGAGAUACAACUAUUUGAAAAUCUGGAAUCUGAGGGUGCAAAAAAAAUCUAAAUAUUGAGAAAAUCGCCUUUAAAGUUGUCCAAAUGAAGUUCUUAGCAAUGCAUAUUACUAAUCAAAAAUGAAGUUUUUAUACAUUUACGGUAAGAAAUUUACAAAAUAUCUUCAUGGAACAUGAUCUUUACUUAAUAUCCUAAUGAUUUUUGGCAUAAAAGAAAAAUGUAUAAUUUUGACCCAUACAAUGUAUUUUUGGCUAUUGCUGCAAAUAUACCCCAGCGACUUAAGACUGGUUUUGUGUUCCAGGGUCACAUAUAUGUUUUUCAGCAUUUCAGAAUAUUGGGGUUGAAUUAGGACAAAUAUAAAAAAUGUCAAGUUAAAAAACCCUUUGCCAAAUUGUUCAAUCCAGUUAUCGGACCCAUUUUGAUAUAACUGAUAUAAUCAGAUGAAAAUAUGUCAAGAUGCAUUUGUGUAUUACUUUCAAUCAUUGCUAUGGAUUAUAUUUGUUAGAAUAAGAGUCAUAGCAAACCAGUUAGUGCACAUUCUCACAGGGAUGUAGAUUCAUAUCUGGCCUGUCACGUCCUGAUCCACGUCCCGAACUUUCCUUUCUACUGGCUCACAUGACGUAAAAUUGUAUAAAAAGUAAUAAUGUGAUUUUAGGGAGAUUAGGAUCAACUAUGGCUCCCCGCAAUCUCUCCCUCGCCUGAAAACUGUCAAAGCAAAUUUCCACAAAAUGUAUUUUCAUACACCACCUCACACAGAAUCAAUUUUCUUGUUUCCAUGUCUUUUUUCCCUGUGCUUGAAGUACUAAAUAUGACACUGUAGUGUACCAUUUUUAACUCCUGACGAAUAGAGACCAUAUUUUCAGAAGUGUUUUAAAAUGAAUGUUGACAUUUUAAAUUGAACCUGUACGCUUGUUUGUUGAUUGACGUAAUUAAAACAUCUUUGAAGGAC
This is a messenger RNA of Onychostoma macrolepis, 4855 nucleotides long. RefSeq lists its product as uncharacterized. The transcript is spliced from 7 exons. The record is from RefSeq and is a predicted model, not a curated record. NCBI's taxonomy places the organism in Eukaryota, Metazoa, Chordata, Actinopteri, Cypriniformes, Cyprinidae. Bases 1142 to 3541 code for a protein of 799 amino acids.